AUGAGUAAACGAGCUAGCCGUCGUGAGCCUUCCUCUUCGGAGGAGAGCAGUAUCGAUAGUGAGGAAGAGGCUCGGCGUCGAGAUCUAAAAGAAAGAGACGAGUUUGCCCAGCGCUUGAAAAAGCGCGAUGAAGACCGAACACGCAAGGUUGUGGAAUCAACCACGGGGAAACGAGCGUACGAAGAAGCGGCCAAACGACUGAAACUCGAAACAGAGGACAGAGAAAAGUUGCUACCCAAGCUACGUAUCCAAUCCCGUCGCCAGUAUUUGGAAAAACGAAAGGAAGACAAAGUAGCAGAACUAGAGGCGGACAUCCUUGAUGAUGAGUAUCUGUUCGGCGACGUGGAGAUUACCGAACGUGAGCGACAGGAUCGCGAAUAUAAGAAAAGUUUGCUGCAAAUCGCCAAAGAACAUGACAAAGCACGUGAGCUCGAGCGCGUCCAGCGCUACCAUAUGCCGAAGGAUAUUAAAAAAGGCGAAACGCAGGAGUACGUUGAGGUGGACGAGCGCGAAAAGAUGCCCCACUCGGAGCAGAAAAAGUGGGAAGCGGAGCAGCUCGCAUCAGCUGUGUACAAAUUUGGCUCAAAAGAUGCCAAACAGAAGGCAUCACAGCAAGAAGAGUACGAAUUGUUGCUCGAUGAACAGAUUGAUUUCAUCCAGGCCCUGCAGAUGGGUGGGACGAAGGAUAAAGACCGCAAACCUGAGAUCACCGAAAAAGAGAGGAAGAAAAUGACCAUCGAAGAAACGCAGAAGUCGCUCCCUAUCUACCCCUUCAAAGAGGACCUCAUAGCUUCUAUCCGAGACCAUCAGAUACUGAUUAUAGAGGGCGAAACGGGAUCAGGAAAAACGACGCAAAUUCCACAGUACCUUUACGAGGCGGGAUUUACAAACGACGGUAAAAAAAUUGGUUGUACACAGCCCAGACGAGUUGCUGCCAUGUCGGUAGCUGCACGUGUUGCAGAAGAAAUGGGAGUUAAAUUAGGCAACGAAGUCGGGUACAGCAUUCGGUUUGAAGAUUGUACAUCAGAACGAACAAUGAUCAAGUACAUGACGGACGGAACGCUACAUCGAGAAUUCCUGUCCGAACCAGAUCUAGGCUCAUAUAGCGUCAUGAUAAUCGAUGAAGCGCACGAACGUACGCUGCAUACGGAUAUCCUUUUUGGACUAGUAAAGGAUAUAGCUCGGUUUCGACUAGACUUAAAGCUCCUUAUUUCGAGCGCAACACUGGAUGCGGAGAAAUUUUCUGAUUUCUUCGAUAAAGCACCGAUUUUUAGAAUUCCUGGACGACGUUAUCCGGUUGAUAUUUUUUACACAAAGGCUCCCGAAGCAGAUUACAUUGACGCUUGCGUUGUUUCUGUGCUGCAAAUCCACGCUACUCAACCGUUGGGCGAUAUUUUGGUGUUUCUAACUGGUCAGGAAGAGAUUGAAGCUUGCCAGGAAAUGCUACAAGAUCGCGUGAAGCGAUUAGGAUCGAAAUUAAAAGAAUUGCUUAUACUUCCCAUCUAUGCUAAUCUACCGUCGGACAUGCAGGCAAAGAUAUUCGAGCCAACCCCUCCAAACGCUCGGAAAGUAGUACUAGCGACUAAUAUUGCCGAAACGUCCCUAACGAUUGACAACAUAAUCUAUGUGAUCGAUCCGGGCUUUGCAAAACAAAAUAACUUUAACUCCCGCACCGGAAUGGAAACACUUCUCGUGGUUCCGAUCUCAAAAGCUUCUGCAAAUCAGCGAGCUGGCCGCGCUGGACGAGUUGCUCCUGGAAAAUGUUUCCGACUGUACACGGCCUGGGCGUAUAAGAACGAGCUUGAAGAUAACACCGUGCCAGAGAUCCAGCGUAUCAAUCUAGGAAAUGCAGUGCUCAUGUUAAAGGCACUCGGAAUCAACGAUUUGUUGCACUUUGAUUUUCUCGAUCCUCCACCACACGAAACGCUGGUUCUAGCGCUCGAGCAACUGUAUGCGCUUGGCGCCCUGAACCAUCACGGAGAACUAACCAAACUGGGCCGUCGUAUGGCAGAAUUCCCGGUAGAUCCAAUGAUGGCCAAGAUGUUGCUUGCCAGCGAGAAGUAUAAAUGCUCCGAAGAGGUUGUAACCAUCGCUGCAAUGCUAUCAGUGAAUGGAGCGAUCUUUUACCGGCCAAAGGAUAAGAUCAUCCAUGCCGAUACGGCGCGUAAAAACUUCAAUCACAUUCACGGUGAUCAUCUUAGUUUGAUGCAGGUGUACAACCAAUGGGCCGAAUCCGACUAUAGUACCCAAUGGUGCUACGAGAAUUUCAUUCAAUUUCGUUCUAUGAAACGAGCACGUGAUGUGCGAGAACAGCUGAUGGGAUUGAUGCAGCGUGUAGAAAUCGAAAUGGUAUCCGCUUUGCCUGAAACCACCAACAUUAGAAAAUCGAUCACAGCUGGCUACUUCUACCACGUGGCACGCCUUUCAAAAGGUGGUAACUACAAGACGGUGAAGCACAAUCAAACGGUCAUGAUCCACCCGAACUCGGCGCUUUUUGAAGAACUGCCCCGUUGGUUACUCUACCAUGAGCUGGUGUUUACGACAAAGGAGUUCAUGCGUUCGGUAAUUGAAAUCGACAGUAAAUGGCUAUUGGAAGUGGCGCCCCAUUACUACAAACCGAAGGAACUGGAAGAUUCAACGAACAAAAAAAUGCCUAAAACUGUGGGGCGGGCGACUCUGACCGAAGCAUGA
Molecule: messenger RNA, 2691 nt
Organism: Anopheles nili
Lineage: Eukaryota; Metazoa; Arthropoda; Insecta; Diptera; Culicidae
Gene: l(2)37Cb
Product: pre-mRNA-splicing factor ATP-dependent RNA helicase DHX16
Exons: 3
Coding region: 1-2691 (896 amino acids)
Cellular component (GO): catalytic step 2 spliceosome; intracellular anatomical structure
Molecular function (GO): RNA binding; ATP binding
Source: RefSeq, a predicted model, not a curated record